AUGAAUUAUGAUUGUUUCUGUGCCGUUUGCGGUAUUGGAUUUUGCGGAAUGCAUUUUGGACACCCUGUGGGUAGUGCAUCAGCAUAUCGUUACCGAUCAGAAGAGAAUUCGUGUCGGAUAUUGUACGCCAAUAAGAACCUUUCUCAGCUUCGUGAUGGAAACAUAUAUGGAGGCCAUGGCAACAACUACAGUCCCCGGAUUGUGCGCCGGGAAAACAUUUCCUGGAUCCAAAAGGUACAUUGUCUUGGUUUAAAGAAUCAAGAUACUUCAGGCUCAGGAGAGGCCUUUCUCUCCGAACAAGGAUACUACGCAGAUUCAGGAGAGAUAGAAGCUCCAGGCCCUGCUUUUCCUAUACACAAGUGUUGUUUCGAAAUUCUUACUCGAACACUGACAGGAUCUACAAACAUGAAGGGUGUAAGGUUGGAUCUACUCUACAGAGUAAUGAGCAGUCAGUGCAAUGCUGAAGCCUCAGCUUUGCGUUUGAAGUAUGGCGAAGAUGUCCUACACGCACAAGAACGCUAUUGGCAAUGUAUUCCAGGAGCAGAGUACUGUAUAAUUCGCCCGACCAACACCAUCAAGUUGAAUUAUCUUGCUGAGAUCCAAGCGGGAAAAGAUAGAAAGUAUCCGCCUAUCCCUACGGAUGUUUGCCCUCCUGAAAACCCAUUCAGCAAGCUCCCACUUGAGAUUAUAUACAUGAUCUGUGCGUUGGUCCCGUUUGAUAGCCUUAAAUGCCUAAUGCGGGUUUCAAAAAAAGUCUACCUCGCCACGCAAAAUAAUUACUUCUGGAAGAAGUUCAUGGAAUGUACCAUGCCCUGGUUUUGGGAAUUGAAGGAAGAAAGAAGAGAUGCUCUGUCUCUGAGUUUUGAUUACAAGGAGUUAUACCUUUGGCUUGAUAAGGUAACUUCUGAAGUAUAUGGAAUGGAUGAACUGAAUCUAAUGAGUCUCGCCAAUCGUCGACGCAUUUGGGAGGUGAGUGAAGAGAUUGCAGACAUGUAUUCGAAAGCUUUGGGUACAACCCUUGCGGCCCCUUAG
Aspergillus aculeatus ATCC 16872 is the source of this 1032-nucleotide messenger RNA. Its product is annotated as F-box protein. Gene Ontology annotation, molecular function: protein binding. The record is from RefSeq and is a predicted model, not a curated record. The coding region runs from base 1 to 1032 and encodes 343 amino acids. The transcript is spliced from 3 exons. Lineage: Eukaryota; Fungi; Ascomycota; Eurotiomycetes; Eurotiales; Aspergillaceae.